AGCAGAGAUCCACACAUGGCUCCUACAAUCACUUCAGCAAUGACUUCUCCUGAGAGUCACCUGACUCUAACUCAUAAGAUCAGGAAGCCGCUGGUGGAAAAGCUACGCAGAGAGCGAAUCAACAGCAGCAUUGAGCAGCUCAAGUCUCUGCUGGGUCCAGAGUUCCUCAAACAAGAACCUGACUCCAAGAUGGAGAAAGCAGACAUUCUGGAGAUGACGGUGGUCUUUGUGAGACAACAGCAGCUCUAUCGCCGAGGACACUCAGUUUCAUCCUCUGCCAACCAGGGUCACUCCAGGUGUGUCCAGGAGAUGGUCCACUUCCUGUCUAAGGAUGAGGGGAAGACACAGUCCAACGGAAGAGUAUUGGACCAUUUCCAGAACCAUCAGGCCUCCUCUGAACCGGACAUGAAGGUCCCAGUGAGCCCAGUCAAGCCCAGCCUGGGCCAGCAGAAGCCCAGGGCCAGCCCCAGCCCGUGGAGGCCGUGGUAGAGACUCGGAUGUGCUCUCUGAAAGGGACCGUUGUUGUACAACCACUUGGUUCAAGAC
Messenger RNA from Gadus chalcogrammus (walleye pollock), 546 nucleotides. Its product is annotated as transcription factor HES-5-like. Gene Ontology annotation, cellular component: nucleus. Gene Ontology annotation, biological process: anterior/posterior pattern specification; regulation of transcription by RNA polymerase II; regulation of neurogenesis. The transcript is spliced from 2 exons. Bases 16 to 489 code for a protein of 157 amino acids. The record is from RefSeq and is a predicted model, not a curated record. NCBI's taxonomy places the organism in Eukaryota, Metazoa, Chordata, Actinopteri, Gadiformes, Gadidae. Gene Ontology annotation, molecular function: protein dimerization activity; RNA polymerase II cis-regulatory region sequence-specific DNA binding; DNA-binding transcription factor activity, RNA polymerase II-specific.